Olea europaea var. sylvestris is the source of this 4684-nucleotide messenger RNA. RefSeq names its product pleiotropic drug resistance protein 1-like. The transcript has 23 exons. Gene Ontology annotation, cellular component: membrane. The coding region runs from base 233 to 4510 and encodes 1425 amino acids. NCBI's taxonomy places the organism in Eukaryota, Viridiplantae, Streptophyta, Magnoliopsida, Lamiales, Oleaceae. Gene Ontology annotation, molecular function: ABC-type transporter activity; ATP binding; ATP hydrolysis activity. The record is from RefSeq and is a predicted model, not a curated record.
CUACAUUCAUUCUUUCCAUCCUUGUAUCGCAACCCAUUUUUCAUAAAUAAAAUUUUGAUUUCAAAUUUGUGUUUUUUGAUAUCCCUUGUGGAAGAAAAGGAGUUAAAGAUUGAAAUAAUCUGAAUUCUCUUCGCAUUUUUUUUGAUUAUUUUUGACAUUAAGCUCCUUUUUUACCCAAAAUUUAGCAGUUUUCUUGGAAUAGUCCAGUGGAGUUUGUGCUGACAGGGUUAAAAUGGAACCCGGGGAUCUUUAUAAAGCUAGUAGUAGCUUAAGAGUAGGAAGUAAACAUAUGGGAAGUUUAAGAGCAAACGGUUCAUCAAUAUGGAGGAAUACUGGAAUCGAAGUUUUUUCACGUUCUUCACGAGACGAAGAUGAUGAAGAAGCUCUUAAAUGGGCUGCACUUGAAAAACUUCCAACCUUUGAUCGUUUGAGAAAAGGGCUUCUGUUUGGAUCAAAGGGUGCUGCAAAUGAAGUUGAUGUUCAAAAUCUUGGAUUUCAAGAUAAAAGGAAUUUGCUUGAUAGGCUGGUAAAUGUUGUGGAUGAAGAUAAUGAGAAAUUCUUGUUAAAACUCAGAAAUAGAAUUGACAGAGUUGGAAUUGAUUUGCCAACAAUUGAAGUCCGGUUCGAGAAUUUGAAUAUUGAAGCAGAAGCUUAUGUGGGAAGCAGGGCUUUGCCUACAUUUAUUAACUUCAAUAUUAAUAUGAUAGAGGGCAUUUUGAAAUCUCUCCAUAUAGGAAGUAACAAAAAGAGAACUCUUCCGAUCCUCAAGGAUGCCAGUGGUAUCAUCAAGCCCUGCAGAAUGACAUUGCUUUUAGGCCCUCCGAGUUCCGGGAAGACAACCCUUAUGUUGGCUUUGGCUGGAAAGCUUGACCCUGCAUUGAAGGUUUCGGGGAGGGUAACCUAUAAUGGACAAGGAAUGGAAGAGUUUGUACCCCAGAGAACUGCAGCAUACAUUAGCCAACACGAUCUUCAUAUCGGAGAAAUGACGGUUAGAGAAACCAUGGCUUUCUCUGCAAGAUUCCAGGGAGUUGGAUCCCGAUAUGAGAUGUUAGCAGAGUUGUCAAGAAGAGAGAAAGCAGCAAAUAUUAAGCCCGAUCCUGAUAUCGAUAUAUACAUGAAGGCAGCAGCUACAGAAGGAGAUGAAGCUAAUGUGGUCACAGACUAUUAUCUUAAGGUUUUGGGGCUUGAUGUCUGUGCAGAUAUUUUAGUUGGAGAUGAAAUGAUAAGAGGAAUUUCUGGAGGACAAAAAAAGCGUGUCACAACUGGGGAGAUGCUUGUUGGACCAGCAAAGGCACUUUUCAUGGAUGAAAUAUCCACAGGAUUGGACAGUUCCACAACUUUCCAAAUUGUGAAAAUGCUUAGACAAUAUGUGCACAUUAUGAAAGGAACCGCUUUUAUCUCCCUCCUGCAGCCGGCGCCUGAAACAUAUGAUCUUUUUGAUGACAUCAUUCUCUUGUCAGAUGGCCAGAUUGUUUAUCAGGGUCCUCGAGAACAAGUGCUCGACUUUUUCGAAUCCAUGGGGUUUAGAUGCCCCGAUAGAAAGGGUGUGGCUGAUUUUCUGCAAGAAGUGACAUCAAAGAAAGAUCAGCAGCAAUACUGGGCUAAGGAUGAGCCUUAUAGGUUCGUCUCUGUCAAUGAAUUUGCUGAGGCGUACCAAUCAUUCCAUGUAGGCCGAAAAGUUGGGGACGAGCUUUCAGUCCCAUUUGACAAAAGCAAAGGCCAUCCAGCUGCUUUAACUACCCAAAAGUACGGUCUUGGAAAGAAAGAGCUCCUGAAGGCUUGCGCUGAUCGAGAACUCUUACUGAUGAAGAGAAACUCAUUUGUCUAUUUCUUCAAACUCUUCCAGAUUACUGUAAUGUCAUUGAUUGCAAUGACUGUCUUCUUCCGAACUAAGAUGCACAAAAAUGAUGCCCCUGAUGGAGGAAUAUAUACCGGUGCUCUAUUUUUCAGUGUCGUUAUGGUUAUGUUCAAUGGAAUGUCAGAGCUUGCCAUGACAAUUUACAAACUUCCUGUCUUCUACAAACAAAGGGACUAUCUCUUUUUUCCUGCAUGGGCAUAUGGACUUCCCUCGUGGAUCUUGAAAAUCCCAAUUACUUUUCUUGAAGUUGCCAUUUGGACAUUUCUCACGUACUACGUUAUUGGAUUUGAUCCAAAUGUAGGGAGACUAUUCAAGCAGUAUAUGCUGCUCUUACUUCUCCACCAAGCAGCAUCAGCAUUGUUCAGAUUCAUUGGGGCAGCGGGUAGGACCAUGAUUGUUGCAAACACAUUUGGAUUAUUUGCACUUCUCCUGCUCUUUGCAUUAGGUGGCUUUGUUCUUUCACGAGAGGAUGUUAAAGGUUGGUGGAUAUGGGGCUACUGGGCCUCUCCUAUGAUGUAUGCACAGAAUGCAAUUCUUGUAAAUGAAUUCACAGGACACAGUUGGAGCCAACUUGUAAAUGGAACCCAAACAUUGGGAGCUGUUGUGACAAAAUCUCGAGGGUUCUUUCCCCAAGCAUACUGGUAUUGGAUUGGAGCAGGAGCAUUACUUGGAUUCGUAUUUCUGUUCAACUUAUUCUUUGUUCUUUCUCUAACAUAUCUCAAUCCUUUUGAGAGGCCUCAAGCUACUAUACUAGAAGAAAGUGAAGAUGAUGCCUCAUCUGAAAGGGCAGAUGCCAAUGAGAUUAAUCAGAACAAGAAAAAAGGAAUGAUACUUCCAUUUGAGCCACAUUCUAUUACAUUUGACAAUGUUCAAUACUCAGUUGACAUGCCAGCAGAAAUGAGAGCUCAAGGUGAUGCUGAUGAUAAACUGGUGCUCCUGAAGGGUGUAAGUGGAGCUUUCCGGCCUGGUGUUCUUACAGCUUUGAUGGGUGUUAGCGGGGCUGGUAAAACAACUUUGAUGGAUGUGUUGGCUGGUCGAAAAACAGGUGGGUAUAUUGAGGGAAAUAUCACGAUUUCAGGCUAUCCAAAGAAGCAGGAAACAUUUGCUAGGAUUUCUGGAUACUGUGAACAGAAUGACAUCCAUUCUCCUCAUGUUACUGUUCAUGAGUCCCUGCUUUACUCAGCUUGGUUGCGUUUGCCUAAAGAAGUUGAUGCUGAAACUAGAAAGAUGUUUAUUGAGGAGGUUAUGGAACUUGUGGAACUUACUCCCUUGAGAGGAUCACAAGUUGGGUUGCCAGGUGUCAAUGGUCUCUCGACUGAGCAACGCAAGAGGUUAACAAUUGCAGUCGAGCUGGUAGCGAACCCUUCGAUAAUAUUCAUGGACGAGCCAACUUCAGGACUUGAUGCUAGGGCUGCUGCAAUUGUGAUGAGAACAGUCAGGAAUACAGUAAACACAGGAAGAACAGUAGUGUGUACCAUCCAUCAACCCAGUAUUGAUAUUUUCGAAGCAUUUGAUGAGCUAUUUUUAAUGAAACGAGGGGGACAAGAGAUAUACGUUGGUCCUUUGGGUCAUCAAUCGUCUCAAUUGAUCAAGUACUUUGAGGAGAUUCAAGGUGUACCUAAAAUCAAAGAUGGUUAUAAUCCCGCAACUUGGAUGUUGGAAGUUACUUCUUCAUCACAAGAACUAAUGUUGGGGGUUGAUUUUACCGAAGUAUAUAAAAACUCAGACCUCUAUAGGAGGAACAAAGCACUUAUUAAAGAAUUAAGUGUGCCUCGACCGGAUACUAAAGACCUGUAUUUUGCAACUCAAUACUCGCAAUCUUUCCUCGUCCAAUGCAUGGCUUGCUUGUGGAAACAACACUGGUCAUACUGGCGAAAUCCACCUUAUACAGCCGUCAGAUUUUUGUUCACGACCUUCAUAGCCCUCAUAUUCGGGACAAUGUUCUGGGAUCUUGGCUCAAAAUGGAAUACACAACAAGAUCUGUUCAACGCUAUGGGUUGUAUGUACGCUGCUGUCAACUUUUUGGGAUUCCAAUACGGGUCGACAGUACAACCUGUGGUGGCUGUUGAACGAACCGUCUUCUAUAGAGAAAGAGCAGCCGGAAUGUAUUCAGCCUUACCGUAUGCAUUUGCACAAGUUCUAAUUGAAGUUCCAUAUGUCUUUGUACAAACACUUGUAUACGGUCUUAUUGUCUAUGCUAUGAUGGGACUGGACUGGACUGCUGAAAAAUUCUUCUGGUUCUUAUUUUUCUUCUUCUUCUCAUUGAUGUACUUCGUCCUCUAUGGAAUGAUGACUGUGGCUGUCACUCCUAAUCACAACAUUGCUGCCAUUAUCUCGUCUUUCUUCUACGCAAUAUGGAAUCUCUUUUCUGGCUUUAUCAUUCCACGACCUAGGAUCCCUAUCUGGUGGAGAUGGUAUUAUUGGGCAACUCCCGUCGCUUAUACCUUGUACGGUUUAAUAGUAUCACAGUUUGGAGAGAUUCAGGAUGUGAUGGAAGACAGUGGAGAUACAGUAGAACAAUUCUUGAAAGAUUACUUCGGGUUCGAAUACAGUUUCCUUGGAGUCGCUGCUGGUAUAAUUCUUGGUUUCGAUGUGCUUUUCGCGUUCAUUUUUGCCUAUUCCAUCAAGGCAUUCAACUUCCAAAGGAGAUAAGAUUGCCUUAAUUCCGAAAGAGCUGUUUUAGUUUCUCUCAUUUCUUUUAAAUCAUAGGAUCCUUUGGAUUAUGUGGUUUACUUAUAUAAAUUUAUCUUGUAACAUUCAAUUAAAUUAAUGUCACGUAUUUUUAAAUUUUUUGUAAUAAAAAUGGUUAUAUUAUUUCAUAGAGAA